AUGGCAACCCCGUGCUUCGCCCAGGCGCCGGCCCCCACCCUACGACGAUCGCCGCGCCGUCUCCCCCUCACCCCGACCUCCUUCCUGCCGAGGCCGUUCCUGCCAAAGCCCUUCCCCCGCUCCCCCCGCCACCCGCAUCCGCGCCUCAACGCCGCCUCCGCGCGCACCUCCGCCGCCCAACCCCCCGACCGCGCAGCCACGCCGUGCGCUACCCGCCAGCAGCAAGCGCUGGAGCUGCGCCGCGCGGCGGCGCAGCUCGCGCACGACCGUGCGCACCCCGCGCACGUGUCGAACGGGUCGGAGGAGCUUCACCUGCACCCGAAGACGGGCGCGCCGCUGCUGCUGGCCAACUUCACGAAGGGGCUGCCGCACGAGCGCGACACGGGGCUGGCAGCCGACGCCGCGCACUACGACCUCUUCGUGGCGGCGGUCCAUUCCGGCUUGCCGGACGACAUCCGCGCCAUCCCGCUCGGCCCGCAGGCCGCGCCCGGCGUCCGCCUCCCGCGCUCGCUCCGCUUCCGCUCCGGCAUCGCACGCAGCUCGCACCUCUUCCCGCACACUGACGUCCGCGCCUGGGAGAGCAUGGCCGCGGGGAACGCGUUCGACCUGCAGGGGCCGGACGCGCAGGCCGUCACCAUGCCGCCCGCGCCCGCCCUCGCCUCCCCCGAGCUCGCGCUGGAGAUGACGGAGAACUACUGGAUGGCCCUGCUGCGCGACGUCCGCUUCUCGCAGUUUGCCGCGGACCCCACCGUCGCCGCCGCCAUGGAGAGCAUGAACGCUACCGAGUGGGUCGCCCUCGCGUGCGGCGACGCGUCGGCCGUCGCGGAGGAGGAGCGCAAGCGCCUGCGCGGGCCGUUUACCGCGCAGAACGUGUUCCGUGGGAAUACGCAAGGCGAUUGCAAGGGGCCCUAUAUCUCCCAGUUUCUGCUGUCUGGAAGCGCGGGGCUGGGCCAAGUGAACAGCGGCGCGGAUGGAUACAUCCAGUACGGAGCAAUGCGUAUGGAUCAGCGCGUUCGUGUCGCCCUCGAGGGGCUUGACUAUAUGACCACGUGGGAGAGCUGGCUGGAUGUGCAGAACGGGGCCGACUUGCGGGGAAGGGAGUUGUAUGAGGACGGCGAACGCUUUAGAUUUAUUUGCACCCCGAGGGACUUGGCCACUUAUGUCCAUUAUGAUGCCCUGUAUCAGGCUUACUUGAACGCCUGCAUUAUCAUGCUCAACAAGAAGAUCCCCUUUGACAAGGGCCUGCCGUUCCAGAAGGAUGACGACAUCGACAAGCAGCAGGGCUUCGCCUUAUUCGGCCCGCCGCACAUUCUCACCCUGUGCACGGAGGUCGCCACCAGGGCCCUCAAGGGCAUCCGCUUCCAAAAGUACAACGUCCACCGCCGUCUGCGUCCGGAGGCUGUCGGCGGCCGCGUGGAGCGCUACCACCACAACUGCGAGGACCCGCUCUUCGCCGACGUCAAGCCGCUGUACGACGCCCUGGAUAAGGACAUGCUCGAGCGUGUUGCCGCGCACAACGCCGAGCAGAACGCCAAGGACGACUUUGGGAACAGCCGCUUCGAAGACUAUUCCCCGACGGGUAGCUCCGGCAGGACCUAUCUGCUGCCCAUGGCGUUUCCGGAGGGCAGCCCCAUGCACCCGGCGUACGGCGCAGGGCAUGCGGCAGUGGCCGGCGCGUGCACCACUAUCCUCAAGGCGUUCUUCGACCACGAGCACGAGCUUGACUUUGCGUACGUGCCCACCGCGGAUGGCAGCAAAUUGGAGGAUGUUGUUGACUCUUUGGGGGAGAAGCUGACCGUCGAGGGAGAGCUCAACAAGGUCUGCUCGAAUAUCAGCGUCGGGCGCAACUGGGCUGGUGUGCACUACUUUACAGACUAUCGCGAGUCCAUCAUCCUUGGGGAAAAGAUUGCCCUCGGCCUGCUGGAGGAGCAGAAGCUUACGUAUGCUGAGGAGUUCUCCAUGACGAUUCCUCUCUUUGAUGGUUCCACUGUCACCAUUUAG
Molecule: messenger RNA, 2001 nt
Organism: Chondrus crispus (carragheen)
Lineage: Eukaryota; Rhodophyta; Florideophyceae; Gigartinales; Gigartinaceae
Product: vanadium-dependent bromoperoxidase, vBPO
Exons: 1
Coding region: 1-2001 (666 amino acids)
Molecular function (GO): peroxidase activity
Source: RefSeq, a predicted model, not a curated record